UUACGACAGUACCAGUGUCUUUACGGCAGCCGGUUUCUAUAACAUCAAACAACAUGGCGGAUGCGGCGCCGUGUCCCGGUGCUGAGGAGGUUUUAAUGCAAGACCAGGAGAGUCCGGCAGCGGGGAAAGACAGCGGGACACCGGGAGCAGCUGCCCGGGACAAACCCGUGUGUCUGAUCGUGCUGGGCAUGGCGGGCUCCGGGAAAACCACCUUUGUUCAGAGGCUGACGGCUCACCUUCACUCUCUUAAAGCUCCUCCAUAUGUCAUCAACCUGGACCCUGCCGUCCACGAAGUACCCUUCCCUGCAAACAUCGACAUCAGGGACACUGUGAACUACAAGGAGGUUAUGAAGCAGUACGGCCUCGGACCAAACGGAGGCAUCGUGACAUCACUCAACCUGUUCGCGACACGAUUUGAUCAGGUGAUGCAGUUCAUAGAGAAGAAGCAGCAGAAUCACCGGUACGUGCUGAUUGACACCCCGGGUCAGAUCGAAGUCUUCACCUGGUCGGCAUCUGGAACCAUCAUCACAGAGGCUCUGGCGUCAUCCUUCCCCUGUGUCGUGAUCUACGUGAUGGACACGUCCCGCAGCGUCAGCCCCGUCACAUUCAUGUCCAACAUGCUCUACGCCUGCAGUAUUCUCUACAAGACCAAGCUGCCCUUCAUCGUCGCCAUGAACAAGACUGACAUUAUCGACCACAGCUUUGCAGUGGAGUGGAUGCAGGACUUUGAGGUUUUCCAGGAUGCUCUGAACCAGGAAACCUCGUAUGUCAGCAACCUGACGCGCUCCAUGAGUCUGGUGCUGGACGAGUUCUACACCAACCUGAGGGUGGUGGGCGUGUCCGCAGUUACAGGAAGCGGAUUGGACAAGCUGUUUGUUCAGGUGGAAGAUGCCGCGGAGGAGUACGAGAGGGACUAUCGACCCGAAUAUGAAAGACUCCGCAAACAGCUGGCGGAGGCUCAGACCGAGAAGCAGCAGGAGCAGCUGGAGCGGCUCAGGAAGGACAUGGGAGCUGUCGACAUGACGACCACACCUUCGACAGAGGAAGCUAACAUAGCCGGGCCCAGUGACCUCAUCAUGACACGCGGUAACCCUGACGAGGAGGAGGAGGAAGAGGACAGCGACACGGACGACAUCGACCACAGCGCCACGGAGGAGAGCAAAGAGAGCGACGCCUUUGGAAACUUCCUGAUUGAGAGGAAGGAAGUGGUUCAGGUCCGAAACAAAAAGUGUGCGAUUCCAGAGGGACCCUGACCCCUGACCUCUGACCCCUGACCUCUGCAACCUGACAUCUCACUCUGCCAGGAAGAAAAGAAAAGACAGAGACAGCAGGCUGGUGAGGGAAAUAAGAAACCUCCCGAAGGUUUCCCUCUGUGGGAUACCGACUAUCACCUGGAACAGAUGCUGUGGAAGUGCAGAAGAUUCUUCCAUCAGCGAUGGUUUUUCUCAGAUGUUCAGAUAUGAAACUCUGAACUCUUUGAGCCGAACUUCCUGUCUGAUCAGGUGACCUCUGACCCUGUGACCUCGCUCAUUCAGUAAAGCUGAUUGGCUGCUCCUCAGUGUCGCUCCUUCCCUAAAAAGCAAAAGCUAUAUUUUUAUAUCAGAAAAGACUCUUCUAUUCUGCUUUUGUUGUGUUUUUCAUUACUGUUGACUUUUGUGAAAGCACUGAAGUGAUUUAUGAUCUGCAAAAUAAAAGUGAGCUUUUAGUUCAAAA
Messenger RNA from Siniperca chuatsi (mandarin fish), 1713 nucleotides. It is a transcript of the gene gpn1, whose product is annotated as GPN-loop GTPase 1. Bases 54 to 1253 code for a protein of 399 amino acids. Gene Ontology annotation, molecular function: GTPase activity. NCBI's taxonomy places the organism in Eukaryota, Metazoa, Chordata, Actinopteri, Centrarchiformes, Sinipercidae. The transcript is spliced from 13 exons. The record is from RefSeq and is a predicted model, not a curated record.